AUUUUCAGAUAUUUAAUUACUUGCUAUAAUAUUUUUAUCUUAUAUAUAGUUUUUACUUGUCAUAAAACAUUUUUAACUUUUGGAUUUAAAUCAAGAUGACUGAUAAGAGAAGAAACCUUAUUUUGUGAGUUAUCUGUCUCUUUCAUUCUCAAUCUCUCUCAAUAAUUGAAGGUUAAAUGAAAAUUUAAAAACAAAAUCAAAGGCUCCUUUGAUAUUAUUGGUAGAUCAUUAUCUUCUAAUCAAGUUCAUAAUAAUCUCACAUAGUAUUUGCAUGAUUUGAGGAUUUAAUUAGAUUUUUGUUUCUGCAAAAGUACAUGAUCUAGAGAUAUCAUAAAAUUCUGGAAUUUUGUGACCUAUCCACGAUCUUAUCUCUUACUUGGAAUUCGAGACCCAUAAUUGUGUACAGAUUUUGAUCUUCCAGUUUGGAACAAUUUAUGGCUUUUAAAACGUAAAAAUGAUCUCCAUAUUAGAUUAUGAUGAUAGUAUGUUUUUUUGUCUCUUCUGAUAAAUACGGUUUGAAUGUGAAUUAUAAUCUGUGUAGGCGAAUCAGAAUUUGUAGGGGUUAUAAGACAUAUAUGUGUUUUAGUGAUUUUUUUUUGUCACAAUCAUUUAUCUGGUUUUCCUGAAACAUAUAUCGUAUUCAGUGAAGAGCCUAAUAUGAUAUUUUAUCUGAUGCCUUGUAAUCGAAUUUGUGGUCUGUCUCUCACUCAAAAAUUAUGACUUCCAGUUUGAGACAUCUUUUUAAUAUAAUGAUAAUUCAUGCAUGUUUUAAUUUUGUUGAUCUAACUAUUUAUAGGUCCAACAAAGAUGUCAACAACAACAACAAUAGGCCUGAGAGAGAAAACAUUUUCAGUUUUGACCUUCCAUCAUGCCUCUUGGGAUUAAUAAUGUCACUGCUUAUGUUAAAAGAUAAAAUUCGUGCAUCUACCGUCUGCAAGAAAUGGCUUGAAGCCGCUAAAUCUGUUAGGGUUGUUCAUAAGCAUCAAUGGUUUGUCUCCAUUCCUACAUUUGGAAACUCUAUUAAUCUUUUCGAUCCAUUGGAGAGGAAGAAGUACACACUGAAUCUGCCUGAGAAAGGUGUAACUGAUGUUGCUUACUCAAAAGACGGAUGGUUGCUUAUGCGCAGAUCAUCCUUUGUGGAAUUCUUCUUCUUCAACCCCUACUCUCGGGAGCUCAUAAGCUUGCCAGACAAUGAAUUGCCAUAUAAGGCAAUUGCUUUCUCUUCUGCUCCUACAUCCGAAACUUGUACUUUGGUCACAUUAAACCGAAUUUCAGAAUAUAUUGUGGCCAUCAGCACUUGCUAUCCUGGAGCAACUGAGUGGAUAACCAAAAAGUUUCAUUGCUAUCUUGCUUUUGGCCCCAAUGUCCAUAGCAACCUUCUUUGUGUUAAUGAUCGCUUCUACUGCUUCACCUCAGGAGGUGUUUUAUUUGAAUUUGAUCCAGCUUCUCGCACAUUGAGUCAUCAAGCAUGGGAUGAUGUUAGAUUCCCAGAAAUUCAUAACAAUGAGUGGUCGUAUCUGCCAAAGGAACUUUACUUGAUGGAGCAGAAAGGAGAGCUAAUUCUCAUGUAUACAUAUGGAGCUGAGAAACCAGUGGUGUAUAAGUUGGUCUCUUCAAAAUGGGAAGAGAUGAGUAGUACACUAGACGGCUUGACAAUCUUUGCAAGUAUGUAUUCCUCGGAGACCAGAAUGGAUGUUUUAGGGAUGAAGAACAGCGUGUACUUCCCAAAGUAUGGCUUACGUAACAACAUGCAAUGUGUAUCCUACUCAUAUAAUGAUGCCAGGUACUAUCCGGGUCUGCCGGAACGACGAUUACUAUGCCCUGUUGAUAGUCUUUGGAUCGACCCACCACCAUUUCUAAAGUAACUUGAGUGCGCUUUGAGGGUUUGUUUUAUAUUUUAAUAUAUGCAUCAAUCGUCGCAUCU
Molecule: messenger RNA, 1924 nt
Organism: Brassica napus (rape)
Lineage: Eukaryota; Viridiplantae; Streptophyta; Magnoliopsida; Brassicales; Brassicaceae
Product: F-box protein At4g00893-like
Exons: 1
Coding region: 717-1865 (382 amino acids)
Molecular function (GO): protein binding
Source: RefSeq, a predicted model, not a curated record